GCCAAUAUUAAACUUCCAUUGGACGGUUGACAGGAUGUCUGGAGGAGAUGUUGUCUACACAGUGCUGGAGGUGCUGAUCGCUGUUGCCUGCUGUCUGGGAAAUGUGCUGGUGAUCUGGGCAGUGUGGUCGAGCAGCAACCUCCGGCAGCCCACGUUCUGCUUUGUGGUCUCUCUGGCUACAGCUGACUUCCUUGUAGGUUCUGUAGCUGUGCCGCUGGCUGUGCUGGUGGAUGGACGGGUGUACACCUCGUUCAAUGUAUGUCUCUUCAUAAGCUGUGUGGUCAUCAUGUUGACAAUGACUUCGGUCAUGUCUCUGCUAGCCAUCUCUGUGGACAGAUUCCUACGCGUCUUCAUCCCUCUCAGGUACAAGAGGACAGUGACAAAGAGAAGAUCUUGGGUGGUGGUAGCAAUAUGUUGGUUUGUUGCCUUCAUGUUGAGCUUCCCACCCACGUUUGGGUGGUACAACCGUUUCACCUUGUCUCACUCAGGGAACUCAACCACCAUCAUCUGCCGUUUCCGGGCUGUGAUUCCCAUGUCAUACUUGGUUUACUUUUUCUUCUUCCUCUGCACCCUCACUCCGUUGCUUGUCAUGGCUGUCCUGUACUGCUACAUCUUCUGUAUCAUACAAAAGAACCUGAGAGAGAGGGUGGGGAGCAGUACCCAGUCCCACACCUACUUCAGGAAGGAGAGGAGCCUGGCCCAAUCCCUGACUCUGGUCCUGGUGCUCUUUGCCUUUUGCUGGCUCCCUCUGGACAUCAUGAACUGUGUUGCCUACUUUGGUAACACAUCAAACAUACCCCAACAGGCCUUCUAUGUGGGCAUCCUCCUCUCCCAUGGCAAUUCAGCUGUCAACCCGAUCGUUUAUGCCUUCAAGAUCCGCAAGAUCCAGGAAGCGUACCUGAGGAUCUGGAGGAAGGUCUUUGUGUAUCGAGGUGACAGUCAGGGCUCUCAGAGCAACCAGACCACUGAAAACAUUAUCAGCAGCAACCCUAACAGUGCGGAUAGAAAUAUUGAUGGAAAUGCUAUCAGUGUUAUGAAAAUUGACACAGUUGAAGGUACAGCAUGUUAAUAGUGUAGGAAGACAAUAUAAGUGAUAGUCGCUUAGCUUUUUAUCUUUGGCAAAGUGCAUCAAGACCUUAGAACCUGUAUAAAAAGGGAAAACUACUGCCAGGGCGUUAUACA
Messenger RNA from Salvelinus namaycush (lake trout), 1182 nucleotides. RefSeq names its product adenosine receptor A3-like. Gene Ontology annotation, molecular function: G protein-coupled adenosine receptor activity. The transcript has 2 exons. The record is from RefSeq and is a predicted model, not a curated record. Gene Ontology annotation, cellular component: dendrite; synapse; membrane. Lineage: Eukaryota; Metazoa; Chordata; Actinopteri; Salmoniformes; Salmonidae. Gene Ontology annotation, biological process: G protein-coupled adenosine receptor signaling pathway. Bases 35 to 1069 code for a protein of 344 amino acids.